UUUUGACAAAUGCGUGGUCUUUUUGUUUGUUGUCACAACGCAUGCGUUAAGCGCUGUCAAGGAAGCCUUGGCUGCGCGUAGUAACGUGCUUGAACCAUUGUUGUUGUUCUUAGCACCUUGCAAAACAACCAAGGAAGCGUCGUCGCUAUGGCCGAGCUGUUGCCAAACGUUGACAUCGCGGAGGUAGAAAAAGACCCCGGCUUUCUCAAGUACCUGAAGUCCUUGCCAGAGAAACCUGCCACGACAUUCCGCUUUUUUGACAGAAGUGACUACUACACAGUACAUGGUCCAGACGCAGAGUAUGUCUGCCGGGAAAUGUACCGCAGCAUGUCAGCACUCAAGUACCUCGGCUCGGGUGACUCACGUGUGCCAUCCGUGUGUGUGAGCCAACGCAGCUAUGAGAACCUCUUAUCUGAACUGCUGCUCAUCAAGCACUACCGGGUCGAGGUGUAUCGAAACACAGCUGCACGUGGCUCCGCAUCCUGGACCCUCGCCAUACAGGCAUCUCCUGGAAACCUGGCACCUUUGGAGGAUGUCCUUUUUGGAGGCACCAGUAGUGGCCUUUCCCAGUCCAAAGGAGUGUUGGCCGUCUCGGUGCAUACAAACCAACAAACCCUGGGAAUUGCCUAUGGAGACGCCGUCCUACAGCAGCUGACGGUUGCAGAGUUUGUGGACGACGAGCAUUUCUCGAACCUGAGUACUGUUUUGGCCCAGCUGAAUCCACAAGAGUGCCUGCUGUCAGCCACAGACGCAAAGCGCUGCCCCGAGUUGAAGGCCCUCUUGGAGCGCUCUGGUGCCCUGGUCAAUGAGGCAAAGACAGGCGAUUUCAACUCCAAAGAAAUAGCACAAGACUUGAGCUGUUUAUUGCAGCCGUCUCAGCUGCCACAGGGACAGGCAAGCAUGCUGCCUGAACUGGAUCUGAAGGUGGCCAUGGAUGCCUUGGCAGCAGUCAUAAAGUUUCUCAAUCUGACGUCCUGUGCCGAGCACCUUGGUUGCCUUCGGCUUUGCACAUUUGAAUUUGGCCAGUUUGUGCGCCUCAAUAGUGCAGCCAUCCAAGCCCUGGCUGUGCUUCCUGUUGACGGGGAAGGUCCCAAGGCAGCCUCUGAACCAAGCCUCCUGCGUUUGCUGAAUCGAUGCCGCACCGUGGGCGGUCAGCGUAUGUUGAGCCAGUGGUUGCGACAGCCACUCUGUGACCUCAAUCGCAUUGAGGAGCGUCUGGACCUUGUGUCUUUGCUCGUGGACGACUGGGAGCUGCGACAAAGCCUUCACGAGCAGAUGCUGCGACAGUUCCCAGACCUCUUGAGGCUGUCACGUAAGCUCCACAAACAGCGAGUCUCCCUGCAGGAACUUUACAAGAUGUAUCAAUGCCUGCAAGUUCUGCCUAAAUUGCGGGAGGCUUUGACCAAGGCAUCAGAGUCGCACAAGUCACCGCUUCUUGGUGCCAUUUUUGCUACGCCAAUCAAGGUCCUGGAGGCAGAUUUCAGUAAGUUUCUAGAGAUGGUGGAGACCACUCUGGACUUUGAAGCUAUAGAGCAAGGGGACUACCUGGUGAAGCCGGAGUUUGACGACGAGCUCAAAGCGCUUCACGAAGAGUUGGAGAAAGUGAAAAGUGAAUGCGAAGGCUACCUCAGAAAGGCUGCGAAAGACCUCGGCCUGGAAGCUGCCAAGACCAUAAAGCUGGAGACAAGCAGGGAUCUGGGCUACUACUUCAGAGUGACACGCAAGGAGGAACCAGCAUUGCGUUCGCGGAAGGGCUACACAACUAUCGACACCAAGCAGAACGGCGUGCGCUUCCGCAACGGACCACUGACUGAAGCCAACGAACGCUUUCUGGCAUCACGGAAGGCGUACGAUCAGGCCCAGGAAGGAAUCACCAAGAUGAUCGUUGAGAUUGCUGCUGGCUACUGGGAGCCCCUGCAGCAGCUGUCAGAGAUCAUAUCUCACCUCGACGUCUUGGUCGGUUUUGCGGUGGCGGCUGUGUCGGCCACUGGCAAGCCCUUCGUACGGCCGUCCAUGCGGCCCAAAGGCUCGGGUGUGAUACAGAUGACGGCCUUACGCCAUCCUUUGGUGGAAGCCCAAGGCGAUGUCCUUUUCAUCCCCAAUGACGUGGAUAUCCGCAAAGGUUCCAGUUCCUGUUACAUUAUCACCGGUCCAAACAUGGGGGGCAAAUCGACCUAUAUACGAUCAGUGGCCCUAGCAGUGCUCAUGGCUCAAGUGGGAAGCUUUGUGCCAUGUGAUUCUGCCGAGCUGACGGUUGUGGAUGCCGUGCUGACGCGCAUCGGAGCUGGUGACCAGCAGCUUAAGGGCGUCUCUACAUUUAUGGCCGAGAUGCUGGAGUCCGCACACAUCCUCAGG
Messenger RNA from Rhipicephalus microplus (southern cattle tick), 2355 nucleotides. RefSeq names its product DNA mismatch repair protein Msh2. Gene Ontology annotation, biological process: mitotic recombination; mismatch repair. Lineage: Eukaryota; Metazoa; Arthropoda; Arachnida; Ixodida; Ixodidae. The record is from RefSeq and is a predicted model, not a curated record. Gene Ontology annotation, molecular function: mismatched DNA binding; ATP-dependent DNA damage sensor activity; ATP binding. Gene Ontology annotation, cellular component: MutSalpha complex; nucleus.